Molecule: messenger RNA, 3624 nt
Organism: Oryzias latipes (Japanese medaka)
Lineage: Eukaryota; Metazoa; Chordata; Actinopteri; Beloniformes; Adrianichthyidae
Source: RefSeq, a predicted model, not a curated record
AUGCAGUUUCUCAAUUUUUCCUGAAGGCACUUUCAUAAAAAGAUAUUUCAUUUAAUAUCCUAGUAUUCCUACAAGUAUUUUGUACAAGUGCUACACAUAGAAAACAGUCAGCUGUGGAUAGCUUUUUAUCAGUUUUCCUCUUUUUUCCCAGAAAAGUUAUUUCAAAAAGUAUUUUUUGGUUAAUAAAACAACCAAAUACAUAAGUAAAAUUGUUGUAAUCUCUUUUCUGAAGGCCCAAGCAUUUGUAAAGACAUUGACAGGUACCCCUCAUCUUUUGUUUAUAUCUAAAAAAUUCAGAACUGUAUGGACGUGACUGACUUUAAACUGACAAAAACGUUCUUCUCCAUCAUUUCGACAGCUCUGACCUGGAAUUCUACAUCAGCAUGUCCACCCACGUUCCUUGCAAUUUUACUCUGGAGAAAUAUGCAUGUGCACAGAAUUUUGCAGCUAAUCAGCUGGCUUCCCUCCUGAGAUGUGAUCUGCCCAGAAACAGCAGCCGCUCCAGAGUGUUGUGGAAAUUGCUGCUCACUAAACUCUCCAAUGUCUUGGAUCCAGCACUGGACCUGUUGGCUGGCAUGUCUAUGGUCAGUCCAUCAGCACCUGAGAUUUUGGAUGUCAUUGGAGAGAUGAGGCUCUUCCUGCUAACUAAUGAACAGCUGAUGGACAGCAAUGUGAUCAAGUUGUGGUUCUCAGAGCGUUUAAGUGGCUUCCUGCCGUCUGCCUCAGAAAUGUUCCUGCUGUGUCUGAGCAGCCGGAACCUCAGCUGUCAGUCGUACCAUCAGAUAGUGCAGGUGUUUAGUCGUCAGUUCAGAGACAUGACAUUCCAACAGCAGCAAACAGUCUUGAGGGAUUUCAUCCUCCGUUUCCUGUCAGAACCUCACACAGGUCCAGGCUGUGUGUCUGCCUCCAAUAGCAGUGCACAGUGGCUGAGGGACAACCUUGGUUCUUUCUCGGAGCUUCUGUCUGUCAGCAAGAUGUUUGAUCUGAGCCCACAGUUCAAUCCUAUAGAGGCUCUGAGUGUCCUGAGUCCAAAGCAGAGUGCAGAGCUGCUGGUGCUGAAAUAUCCCACUCUGCCAAACACAGACGUCAUUAUCAACAAGCUCUUUGAUUAUUUCACUGAGUCUCCAAGAGAGAGGAAGUUUACAGAGUUCCUUUCAUUCCUUGUCGUGUUCUUGGAAAUGGGAAAUGUGUCCUGUCCAUCAUACAAGACAUUGUUCACCAGACUUGACAACACCUCAACCACAUCUUUUUUGGACUUUGCCUCAUCCAUAAUGGACACUAAACUGGCUUUAACCAACUACAUUCCAGCUGGUUGUAUCAUAUACAGCGGACAGAAUUGCAAUGUUAUCACUACAAAUGAGGCAGACAUCUGUACUGGAGUGAACAGCACAGAGCUUCAGCUCCAACUAGACAUUGGAAAGAUGAAUGGACGGUUCUGUGACUUUCCUUUGGAGGAAUUUGCUUGUGCCUCUCUCUCAGCGUUAAGAGCAGAGGACCUGGCAGCAGUGAUGAAGUGUGGUCGAUCCUCCAGCUUAAAUGAGUCCAAACCUGUCUGGAAACUUCUCCUGGUCAAAUCAACCAGAGUGCUGGAUGAAGCUCUAGAUCGUCUAGCAAACACAACCUUUGACCCCAGCAGUCCCUCAGUGUCUGUGAUUCUGGACAGCAUUAGAGAAAUCCGACUGGACCUGUUCAGCACCGACGCCCUGAACAAUCCCUUCAUGUUGCAGCUGUGGUUCAACAGACGUUUUCAUCCAUUCUUACCAGCAGUUUCCACUGAUUUCCUCUCAUGUCUGGCAACAAAAGAACUGCAGUGCAGCUCCUUCCAGUUUAUCUUGCAGAGUUUGAGUCUGGCCCAAACACAGAUGAGUCCAUCCACUCAGAUGUCUGUGUACACAGACCUAAUCCAGGUUUACCUGAGCAGGAAUGAUACAGCAGGUAAGAAUCUUUAUUUGAAAAAAUGCGUGUUGCUAAUACUGUAAUGCACAUGAAAAACAAAACAAUUUAUUAAAGAAAAUGAAAAGAAAAACUUUUUUUUUUGAAUAAACUUUGUCAAUUGUGGAGUGAAACUUAACAAGUGCUGUUUUUAAUCUUUUUUAAAUAAAUGUGUGGUUUUAUUGAUCUUUUAUAAUCUUCUAAGGUGCGCUGCUGGUUAAAAAAAAAGGAAUACAAUUAUUUAAAGCUAAAAAUGAUAAAUGAUUUAUCUCAGUUUUUUAAAGAAAAUCUACUGUACACAUUUAGAUUUUAUAAGAUUUCAGUAUUUCUAACAAUUGUUUGCACUCAUGCUUCACAACAAGAAGGUCCUGAACCAACAAGAACCACAAAAAGAAUCUUAUGUUAUCUAAGAAGUGAUGAAAGACCUCCACUGGUUAAAAUGUCCAUACUUACUUGGCUAAUUACAUAAAAAUGCUGUUCCACAGACUGAAGACAUGCUAAUAUAGAAACAUUUAGCUUUUAAAAGGUUAUACACUGUAUUUUUCAAGUAUUUACUGUCUUUUCAAGAAUUUGAUAUUAGAAUUUUAAACUAUAUGAAAAUAAUAUGUGUCUGCAUUUUUCUGUGUUCUAGGUUGUGUGUCUGCUUCCAUCAGCAGUGCACAGUGGUUGAGGAUCAACCUGGGUUCCUUCUCUGAGUUUGCCUCAGUCAGCGAGCUGUUCAAUCUCUACCCACAGUUCAAUCCUAUAGAGGCUCUGAGUGUCCUGAGUCCAAAGCAGAGUGCAGAGCUGCUGGUGCUGAAAUAUCCCACUCUGCCAAACACAGACGUCAUUAUCAACAAGCUCUUUGAUUAUUUCACUGAGUCUCCAAGAGAGAGGAAGUUUACAGAGUUCCUGUCAUUCCUUGUCGUGUUCUUGGAAAUGGGAACUCUUUCCUGCACAUCAUACAAAACACUAUUUACCCAACUUGACUUUAUUGAAGCCACAGCUUCACUUGACGUUGCUUCGUUUAUUCCAAGCGUCAGAGCAAACUUAUCCAAGAACAUCAUACCUGGUAUGAAGUUGACAUAAAGUGUGUCAUAACAUUACAUUGAUAUUUUGGUAAUUUAAUGGCAGUUUUUUGUUCUUUUUAAUUGACUAAUCCUUAGAUGUUUGGCAGAUUUCUGUAGUGAUUAGUAAUUUGCUAACAUUAUUUUUUGUCACUUUUUCCUGUUACUUUAGGUUGUGCCAUAUUCAGUGGGCAGGUAAAUUGAUUUUUUUCAAUCAUUUCAAAUGUUUGUUUCAAUAAUCAAGGAUUGUUAUUCAUGUGUGGUUUUUUUCUCCAAAGUGCAAUGUUGUCACAGCAAAUGGUAAGUCUUUAAUUUCAUGUUAAAAGUCUGUUCUAAAUGGUUUCCUACCAACUGUUGCUUAAUUUUAACCACGUUUGAUUUCUGUUUUACAGAGUCGAAUGUCUGUGUUGGGGUAAACAGCACAGAGCUUCAGCUUCAGCUCAACAGUGGGAAGAUGGGAGGCCGUUUUUGUGACUUUUCUGUGGAGGAAUUUGCAUGUGCUUCUCUUUCAGCAUUAACUGCACAGGACUUGGCAGAGAUAAUGAAAUGUAAUCGAUCGUCCAGCUCAAGCGGGUCCACGCAAGUCUGGAGGCUUCUCCUCAAUAAAGCUUCUGGGGUGCUGGACGCAGCUCUGGAUCUUCUAACA